Mesorhabditis belari is the source of this 3126-nucleotide messenger RNA. The record is from the annotation of a GenBank genome assembly. NCBI's taxonomy places the organism in Eukaryota, Metazoa, Nematoda, Chromadorea, Rhabditida, Rhabditidae.
AUGCGAAUUUGCCCACUCUACUACUUGAUCGUCUUUAUUACGGAUGUGAGCGAUUUUCGACAAGACAUCGCUCUUUUGAGAGCUCUCGCCAUAUUGGCCGUUCUCGGUUAUCAUUUUUGGCCUUCGAUUUUCCCGGAAGGAUUUCUCGGAGUUGAUCUCUUUUUCGUCAUUUCUGGUUACUUGAUGAUAGUGGUGCUCGAUCGAUCGAAACUCAUUCCCCAUCAUAUGAUUGUCGAGUUUUACUAUAAACGAGUAAAGCGAAUUUGCCCACUCUACUACUUGAUCGUCUUUAUUACGGGUUUUUUUGCAAUGUUUGUCUAUUCGGCCAGCUGGGCCCAGCAAUAUUUCUCCUACUAUCUUCCGUCAAAUUUAUUGACACUAAAUUUGAGAAUGGUCUCAACAGAUGGUGACUAUUUCGAAGAAGGAACCGUUGGGAUUCCAUUUCUUCAUUUUUGGUCUCUAGCUGUAGAGAUGCAAUUCUAUAUUGUCGCACCAAUCAUUUUUCUCUGCUCAAAGAUGCAAGUCGAGGGCUAUCGAUGUGGAUGGUUAAUAAUGCUCAUAAUCCUGGUGAUUUCGCUGAAAUUCCGCCUCGAAAUCACCCCAAUCACCGCUUUUUAUCAUCCGUUUGCGAGACUUUGGCAAUUCCUGAUCGGAAUGCUGGCCUCCUUUUGGACAGAGGAAAUUACGUCAAAAGAGAUACAACAAGUGCAGCCAAACCGAAAACUCAAGGCAAUCGCCGUGGUUUCUCUUUUAUUGACGUUUGUCGUGUUUCUCCCGGUUCAAUUGCUCGACCCACGGCUGAUCCAAAUCUUUGUCACAAUAAUGGUCGGCGUCUUCAUGAAAUUUGCUCCACAUAGCUUGAUUGAUUGGUCAAAGUUUCGUCUGAACUAUCUGGGCGAGAUCUCCUAUGCUCUCUAUUUGAUUCACUAUCCGGUGCUCAGCUAUUCAAAGUAUUUGGCUUCAUAUUACGAUCUUGAAGAAAAUAUCGCUAUGAAAUCGAUUGUCGAGGAGAACCGUAAAGCGUACAAGACAAUGUAUAAAUUGGAGGAGGGAGUAAUGGUGAAUGACGCGUGGAAACAGAAACGAUCCGAUAUGGGACAUUACCAAUAUAAGGCUAGUAUUUUCAAAAAUGGAACCGGAAAGUAUCGUGUGGUCGUUUCGGGAAACUCUUGGGCGUCACAGCAGACGCAUAUAGUACGAGAAAUUCUUCAAAACGAUAUCCAAACGAUGGACAUGUUCGCCAUCGCGGCUUCGGCGGUUCCAUUCGAUUAUGUAAAAGGUCAAUCGGAGGGAUAUUGGAAAUUCGUUGAGGAGACUCGGCCUCAGAUUGUUUUCAUUUUAUUGAGGUACGUACAAGGCCAUCUGAAACCCCUUCAAAAGAAUGACAAAAUUCUAGAACUGUACUUGAAUGCGACAAGAAGACUGAGUAAAUUUGCUGAUCACAUCUUCAUCGAAUCUCAUCAACCAUACUGUCCCAAGGACAUUACAACGCCAUGGGCUUCGUUCCUUCGAAAAUACGUUGAUGUGCUCGAGAAAGGUGGUGAUCCGAACAAAAUGGUGCACCGCAAUUUUGACCCAGAAGCCUUCGAUAAUCAUGCUAUUCACAAAAGGUUGGCUGUUGUCUUGAAGGAGUGUCCAAAAUGUCAUUUGAUCAAUGUGGCCGAGCAGUUUAUAGGAACAUGGAUGAAAACAAGGUCUCGCAAGAAUUCGAUGAAAUCGAUCAAGUCAAGAGCCAGCUCGUUGCUCAGUUUGAAAUCGAUCAAAGACAUGAUGACCAAAGAAACGAUUAUGACCAUUUGGAUUCAAAGCGCUUUACCGUUCCUUAUUGCCGGACUUGGAUCAAUUGGCGCAGGAGUGGCUCUAAAUCAAGCACAACAGUUUGCAUUGUUUGUAAAUAUCCCGCAAAUGAUUGGCUUAUCGACACCGAUUAUGGGAUUGAAGGGAAAUUUGGACAUGACAUUUGCUUCGAGAUUAGCGACAAUGAGUCACCAGGGAAAGCUGGACACAUGGAGUGGAAUCAAGAAACGCGUGCCGAUCAACAUGAUGCUUGUGCAGGCUCAAGCCAUCAUCAUCUCAUUCUUUGCCACCGCGAUUACCUUGGCACUGUCAGCCAUCCAGAAUGCUUUGCACAUUCAAGGAGCUCCAUCGAUGGACUCCCUUGGCUCACACAUUCCAUUGAUGAUCGCCACUGGUUUAUUGACCAUUUGCACAUCGUGUGGAGUCAUGGAUACUGUCAUGGCUACAAUGGUCAUUGUUUCUAGACGCAAGAACGUGAAUCCGGAUAACAUCACAGCGCCGAUCGCGGCCUCGAUGGGUGAUCUGGCUUGCAUGUGUUUGUUGGUUGCCUAUGGAUCGGUUCUCUACAUUCCCUAUAAUAGCAAUGCCUCCUGGAAAAUGGUUCCCUCAAUAAUCGUCAUCAUUGCCAUCAUCGGUCUCUGGCCUUUUUGGCUCUACAAAUGUUUGCAAGAUGAGAAAUGUCGAGCUAUGCUAAAAACUUCAUGGUUUUCCUUGAUUGCGUCGGCCGUGUUUUCAGCAUGUGGUGGUUUCAUCUUGCAAAUCUGUAUCAACUCUUUCCCGGAGAUGUCUCUCUAUCAACCGUUGAUGGCCGGAAUUGCCGGCAAUCGAGUGGCCGUUCAGUCUUCCAGAAUUGCCUCAAGACUCUUCACACAUCAUACUUCCGGCGAGCUGCCAAAGGGAAAUACUCUAUGGAAGUACACGUCGGUGUUGAGAUGUUACUUUUCAAAAGAUGAUGACUCAGGUGCUGCUAGACUUCUUUUGGCCACAGCCGUUCCGUUCCAGGCAAUUUUCGUCUCCUUGACCUAUCUGGUUUCCUACUUGCUGCACAAAGCCGGUGUGAUCAAUCCACUUCCGAUGAUCAAUUGGCAAUUCACUUUAGGAUAUCUCGCUGCCGCUUUUGUACAGAUUUUCAUUCUCCUUUAUUGCUGCCAAUUCUUGGUGUUCGCGAUGUGGCGGUAUAAAGUGGAUCCGGAUUUACAUUCGAUUCCCAUAUUGACCGGUAUGGGCGACUUAUUUGGAACUACAUGGGCUGCUUUGGCAUUUAUCAUAUUGUACCAGAUAACGCCGAGUUCCAUUAGAACAUGUUGGGAUGCUGAUGUGAAAUGCUCU